Molecule: messenger RNA, 1197 nt
Organism: Anopheles marshallii
Lineage: Eukaryota; Metazoa; Arthropoda; Insecta; Diptera; Culicidae
Gene: Sou
Product: E3 ubiquitin-protein ligase RMND5A
Exons: 4
Coding region: 1-1197 (398 amino acids)
Biological process (GO): proteasome-mediated ubiquitin-dependent protein catabolic process
Cellular component (GO): nucleus; cytoplasm; GID complex
Molecular function (GO): protein binding; ubiquitin protein ligase activity
Source: RefSeq, a predicted model, not a curated record
AUGGAAUCCUGUGCCGCCGUCGAGAAGGAGGUGGAGAAAGUGAUUAACAAAUUUUCCGCUAUUAAUGACCACUCGCAGCGCAUCAUCGGCGAUGUGAUAUCGCUCAUCGAGAAGCUUCGGUCAUCAAUCGCAGAAGGCAACCCGGACAAUAAGGUUACAGCCGGGCAGGUCGAUGUGCUGAAUGAGGCACUCACGAAGACAAAGGACAAACUGCACCGUCUCACGACGGAGCAUCGCGAUCUGCACGGCACCGUCAGCAAGGUGGGCAAAGCGAUCGAUCGUAACUUUGUGGCCGACUUUACGGCCACCUCGCGUACCGACGUGUUCCAGACGGAGCGAAAUGUGAUGCUGUUGAACAAAAUUAUGGCCCAACACUUCUACCGUCAGGGCAUGGAUGAUGUGGCGGACGCACUGAUUAAGGAGUCGGGCCUGCCGGCGGAAGACAUCGUGCCGGAACCGUACGCCGAGCUGCACCGUAUCUGGGAAGCAAUACAUACGGGCAAUUUAGCACCGGCGCUCGAUUGGGCCGGUCGCUAUUCCGCGGAACUAGAUGCGCGCAAUAGCACGCUCGAGUUUAAGCUGCACCGUUUGGCGUUUAUGCAAAUUUUAAACGGUGGCGUACAGGCGCAAACAGAAGCGAUUGCGUACGCCCGUACGAACUUUGCCAAGUUUGUGCGACGGUUCGAAAAGGACAUCCAAAUCCUGAUGGGUACGCUCAUCUAUCUGCAGAUUGGAAUACACAACUCACCCUAUAAGUACCUCACUGCGCCCGAGAUGUGGAUCGAGACGGCGGACGUGUUUCUGAAGGAUGCCUGCCAACUGUUGGGCAUCAACAAGGAUUCGCCACUGUCCGUGAUCGUUAAUGCGGGCUGUACCGCACUGCCCGCCUUGCUUAAUCUCAAGCAGGUGAUGAUGUCCCGCCAGGUGACGGGCAUAUGGAACGGUCGUGAUGAGCUGCCUAUCGAAAUUGACUUAGAGCCAGAGAACCGGUUUCACUCUAUCUUUGCGUGUCCGAUUCUGCGCCAGCAGAGUUCGGAAGACAACCCGCCAAUGAAGCUGCUAUGUGGACACGUUAUAUCUCGCGAUGCCCUCAACAAACUUAGCAAUGGACCGAUCAUGAACAAUACUUUCAGAUUAAAGUGUCCCUACUGCCCCAUGGAGCAGUGUCCAUCGGAUGCCAAGCUAAUAUACUUCUGA